Messenger RNA from Clarias gariepinus (North African catfish), 3610 nucleotides. Its product is annotated as protein FAM83F-like. The coding region runs from base 91 to 2076 and encodes 661 amino acids. The record is from RefSeq and is a predicted model, not a curated record. The transcript has 5 exons. Lineage: Eukaryota; Metazoa; Chordata; Actinopteri; Siluriformes; Clariidae.
GAGUGAGACAGAGUGAGACAGGGCGAGAGUGAGACAGGUGUCGCAGGGACAGUGAGACAGGGCGAGAGUGAGACAGACCCCCCCGGUCUCAUGGCGGAGUCCCAGCUGGUGUGUCUGGAUGAUGGGCACGUGAACGUGCGCGUGCCGGAGUCCAGACCGGAGUUCUACUACAGUGAGGAGCAGCGCGCGGCGCUCGAGCUUCUCCUGCGGGACGGAGACGGCGCCUUCAAACUGCGGCUGCGCGCGGACAACAUCAAAGACUUCCUCUCUGCGCGCGAGGUCAAGUGGAUCCGCGAGACGUUCCGGGAGUACGACCCCGACCCCGACCCGGACCCCGACCCCCACCGGGCCCCCCCCCGCUCCCCCCGCGGCUCGGACUCCGGUGUACACUCCACCUACUGGCCCACGGUGUCGGACACGCAGGCUCCCGCGCUCGAGCUCGGCUGGACCACCGGCGGCUUCUACCGGGGAGUCACGCGCGUGUCCGUGUACACACACCCCCCUAAAGAGAGCGAGCCGCACAUCAAAGAGGUGGUGAGGAGACUGAUCCAAGAGGCGCACAAGACCCUAGCCGUGGUCAUGGACCUCCUCACAGACCUGCUCAUCCUGCAGGACCUCCUGGACGCCGCGAGUAAGCGUGGUGUAGCCGUGUACCUGCUGCUGGAUGAGAGCGGCCUCCCUCACUUCCUGGACAUGUGCAACCGCCUGCAGAUCUCCGCUCAGCACCUCCGAAACAUGCGUGUAAGGAUGGUGAGAGGAUGCGGCCUGGCUCUGUCCUUCGGGAAACUCCCGGGAUCGAUGUGCUCCAAGUACAUGCUGGUGGACGGAGAGAAAGUGAUGUUCGGCUCCUACAGUUUCACCUGGACCUCGUCUCGGAUGAACCGGAACACCAUCACCGUCAUGUCCGGGCAGGUGGUCGAGUUCUUCGAUCACGAUUUCCGCGAGCUCUACGCCGUUUCCGAAAAAGUAGACCUGUACUACGAGUUCCACAUUCCCAAACCCCCCAGACACACCAUGCCCACACCGCUCCUGAAAGCUCCGCCCACUGCCACGCAGCCAGCUCUACCUGCAUCCACCUCCCGCUUCCAGGUGUCUCUGGGGGACUCCAAACAGGUCAAUCUCAAAGUCCCUGCUCACAAAUAUCACAAUCCCAAGUACGCCCUGGUGGUGGGAAACAAUUUAGGCAUGACUGGAUCACUGCAGGAUCUGACCCGGCUCAGGGAAUACGCCGGGAGCAGCUCAGACAGCAACAUGGAGAAGUUACUCCACACCAGAAGGGGCACUAAAGAGUCAUCCGACACAGCGUCUAAAGAGGAGAUGAGUGAAAGUAAAGAAGAUGUAAAUAAAUCACCGUUGUUUGGUUCAAAGAAGCAGCGCAGCUCCUUCAGGCUGUUUCUCAAAGGCAGGUCCCCCAAUCAGAGCCCAGAUUUAAAGACGACAAAUCAUAAUCAUAACAUCUCAGAUGUGAAAACAGCCAAUCACAGCCAAGCAAAGCCAACCGAUCAAGUCAAAGACUCACCGAAGCUGACCAACCGCCUCAAAGACACAUCAAAGUCAGCCAAUAACAUCAAAGACACAUCAAAGUCAGCCAAUAACAUCAAAGACACAUCAAAACCAGCCAGUAACAUCAAAGAGACGCCAAAGCCGACCAGUAACGUCAAAGAGACAUCAAAGCCGACCAGUAACGUCAAACACUCCCCCAAAUCAUCCAAUCACAUGCAAGAAUCACCAACGCCACCCAAUCACAUCAAAGACACAUCAAAGCCGACCAAUUAUACGAAGGAGUCCCAGAAUACCGCUAAUCACGUGAAAGAGGUCCGCCCCGCGAACUCACAGAUCCCCAACGGCAAACAUGCUCCAUCUUCUCCUCUGCAGGAAACACCCGAGAGUACGAUCGUAGAUGAAGUGGACGAUUCGUUCGUGAUCAUCGAAAAACCAAACGUGAUGAAAUUUAAAAGCAAAAAAACCCCUAAAGCGCCGCAGAGAAGCAUGUCCAUGCAGGUCAUCAGCACAGGAGCCGAGGAAGGCUUCAGAGGACAAAAGCGCAGCCAGAAGAAGACGUGCAUUCAGUCCUGAGCUCAGCGGACACUCGACACGCGGGAGACAGAAACGCCGCAGUGUGUAUCAGAGGGACAGAAACGCAUCAUGUAAAUGUGUAAAGUGUAAGAUAUGUAGCAGAGCGGACCUUUAUAGACUGAGGAUCUCUUUUAAGUUUAAGAGAAGAUCAGUUGACAUGUUGCCUUGAAAAUGUGAGACAAAAAGGUUGGACGUGAACAAAGGAGGUUGUUAACCUGAUGGUCAUGUGACCAUGUGACUCACAUGUGUUUCAACAAGAAGCUCACGGUUUUAGCAGUAAUUCAGGAGUGUGUUCUUGAUGACCUAUGAAACACUGAGAUGUGGUGUGUGUGUAUAUGUGUGUGUAAGUGUGUAAGGGUGUGUAGAUGCACUGGAUGGACAGCAGGACUGCAAGCAAUGUACUUUUUUAAAAGACUUUUUAGUGACUGCAAUUCAAACGACCUUUAGAGCCGCAAUAAAGGUCAUGCACUUAAGUGUUUGUGUCUCUUAUAUCACCUUAAAUCCAAUAAAUCUAAACAUAAACAUGAAGUUAAUAUUUCCAGUGCUGAUGUGUUUACAGGCAUGUAGACGGUGUUUGUCCUGAGCUCAGUGUACAUCCUGUAGGUGCGGCUCAGUUUCAAUCCCCACCUUUGUUUGAUUACUGAAUUGCCACUGUACGUUUACGUCUCUCUCUCUCUCUCUCUCUUUCUCUCUCUCUCACAUGACCCACUUACACUAAUUCUGAACUUAUCUCAAUCAAAAAUAUCACAAAUGAAUAUUUUUCACCCCGCAUCUGAAUUUCUUUCCUCUCUGAACUCGUGCACGGUUACUAGAGACGACAUGACAUGUAAUUAUUUCACUUUCUUUAAUGUUGCGAAGUAAUAAAAGGCAAGACGAGCGGCAGCUGGAGGUGACAUGAGAGAGGAAGUGAAGGAAGCCGAAACUUCUGACCGCAAACAGUUUCAGUUUUGCAGAGCAGAUCCACAGAAUCUGUAUAAAAAAAAGAGUCAGCAAAGAGAACGAGUGCAACUAAAACAUGGUCACCUGCAUUUGAUCUUCACGUCGCGUUACAGUCAUUACUGUAAUCCAAAAUAAACUGCUUUAGCAAAGCAUGAGGUCAGGACCCCAUACACUGGGCUGCUAAUGGGACGUGUACAGUGGGGCCCGAAAUAUUUAUACCCACUUCAACAUGAGAAAUAAAUGGCUUUCUCCUGACAGUCACAUGAUUAUUAAUGAUUGUGAACUACUGCCAUCUUCAGAGGAAAAAUAUUACUACACAUUUUUAAAUGAGAGUUUUAGAAAAGGGCGAAGAUACUGUAACUGUUUAAGUGUGUUUUUGGAUCUCGCUAUGAGCAGCUUUUCACUUUUAAAAUGUUGUGAAUCAAUUAAAAGCUUAAUUGUAUGAGCAUAAUUUUACAUUCUCACAUUUUUAAUUUAAUCCAGAUUUUUUUAUUUAAUAUAAACACGAUACUCACUAAUACUGUGUGUAAUAUUAUAAAAGUAAAUUUACAAAGUUUAUUCACUGUGCGAACAGAUUUACUAAAUAGUUUCAUCA